UUGAUUCGUGGUUGGUCACAUGUGCAUACUUGUUUAAUCGCAUUUUGAUUCUUCUUAUCUUAUCAUAACUAGGCAUCUUUAAAUGGAAAUCUUGAACCAGGGAUAUUCGCUUCCUUUUCAUCUUCUCCAUAUGAUUUUGAAAUUUAUUGCCUGGAAUCAGCUAGGAGCAUCUUUCCAUUUUUUGGACUUUGACUUCAUUUUGUUAAACAUCAAGAGAAUCAGUUUAUAAUGAUUCUGAACACAGUUUUUAUAAGCCUUAGCUUUCAAUAGGUGAUGUAUCCAUCUUGAUUAUUUUCUGAGGACCAGAUUUAGAUUUCUAUGUGUUGAUUGUUUCAUAUCAUCAUCAAUAUGAGUUCUAUAUAAUAGAAUAACCUUCUAUAGUGCAAGCUUAUGUAGGCUUGAUGAUGCUGUGAAACUCCCUGGAGGUAUUGGAACCUUGUGGAAUGGAAGAAAGUGGCUCUGUUGCUAGGAGAUGGGAGGACUUGGACACUGAUGUCUUGGUGAAGAUCUUCCAGUCUUUUGACAUCUUUCAGUUAACUUCAGGCGUUGCUAGUGUCUGCAGUUCAUGGCAUAUGGCUUGUUGUGAUCCUAUGCUUUGGAAUACACUUGAUUUAUCAGUGAUGAGGUCAAAUUUUAUUAAAAUUCCAUUGGAGCCUUAUGUAUAUGUUGAUGCUCGUUCUGACAAGACAUUGACCCGUAUCUUGAAGAUAUCUUUGAGUCUCAGCCAGGGAAACAUAAUGACCUUGAUUUUUCACUUUAAUCUAUAUGUGAGUGAUGAUCAAUUGACCUAUACUGCUGAAAGGUGCCCACGCCUUAGACGGCUUGUUAUGCCAGCUUGGAACAGAAUAAAGAAAACUGGAAUAUGCAAAGCUAUUCGCAUCUGGCGGGAUCUUAAAUCCCUAACAAUGCCUAGCAUAGCAAACCCUCCAUAUCUCAUGGAAGAAAUUGCCAAUAAUUGCAAGAAUUUUAGUGAACUCAAGGUGAUGGGACCUUUUGACAAUUUCUUUGCCACUACGAUAAUAACUUGUCUACCAAAGAUAAAGGUUUUGAGCCUUCGCUGCUCAAUGCUUCUGAAGGAUGCCCUGAUCUCCAUCUUGGAUAAUUUACAAAACCUAGAAGUGCUUAACAUAUCUCAUUGCCUUCUGAUAGAAAUACCACCUCUUCCUAACCCAAGAAGAAUUAUGGAGGAGCUUGAUCAGUCUAUCCUUGAGAAGGCAUCUCAAUUACGUCAAUUUAUCACGUGCAUGAAAGAC
Theobroma umbraticum is the source of this 1253-nucleotide messenger RNA. RefSeq names its product RNI-like superfamily protein. The record is from RefSeq and is a predicted model, not a curated record. Gene Ontology annotation, molecular function: protein binding. Lineage: Eukaryota; Viridiplantae; Streptophyta; Magnoliopsida; Malvales; Malvaceae.